Molecule: messenger RNA, 2473 nt
Organism: Plodia interpunctella (Indianmeal moth)
Lineage: Eukaryota; Metazoa; Arthropoda; Insecta; Lepidoptera; Pyralidae
Gene: beta-PheRS
Product: Phenylalanyl-tRNA synthetase, beta-subunit
Exons: 12
Coding region: 147-1907 (586 amino acids)
Biological process (GO): phenylalanyl-tRNA aminoacylation
Cellular component (GO): cytoplasm; phenylalanine-tRNA ligase complex
Molecular function (GO): phenylalanine-tRNA ligase activity; RNA binding; magnesium ion binding
Source: RefSeq, a predicted model, not a curated record
GCCAUACCUCGCAUAUAAUCUACAGUCAACUCACUUGAUUGUCAAGUUUUCACCUUUUGUUAUUUUUUUUUCUCAUACCUAAACCUAAUACUUUCACAGAUUUCACCUGCUAAUAACCUCAAAAAAGAAAUUAUUAUUUUAUAAUAAUGCCUACGAUAUCCGUAAAACGUGAUACACUUUUCAAAGCUCUGGGAAGAAGUUAUACCGAUGAGGAGUUUCAAGAUUUGUGCUUCGAAUUUGGUUUAGAACUGGAUGAAGUAACAACUGAAAAGCAGAUGUUGAUGAAGGAGCAGGGUGACCAGGUUGGAGCAGGAGUAUCAGAGGAAAUAUUGUACCGGAUAGACAUCCCUGCCAACAGAUAUGAUCUACUAUGUUUAGAGGGGCUUGUAGAUGGCAUUUUGGUAUUUCAAGGAAAGAAAGCCCCUCCUCAAUACAAAUUGACAAAGUAUGAAGACUGCCAUUCCCUACACCUUACUCCAUCAACGUCACAAAUAAGGCCAUAUGCAGUGGCAGCUGUGCUAAAAGGUGUCACAUUCACCAAGGAGUCAUAUGAUAGUUUCAUUGAUUUGCAGGACAAAUUACAUCAAAACAUUUGCAGAAAAAGAAGCCUUGUUGCUAUCGGCACUCAUGACCUAGACACUAUAAAGGGUCCGUUUGUCUAUGAUGCUUUGCCUCCUUGUGAAAUUAACUUCAAAGCCCUUAAUCAGCAAACAGAGAUGACUGCUCCACAGCUUAUGGAAUUAUAUUCAAGUCACGCUCAGUUAAAACAAUACCUAGGAAUAAUCAGGGACAGCCCAGUGUACCCUAUAAUCAAGGACAAGAACGGCGUAGUGCUCUCCAUGCCGCCCAUCAUCAAUGGCGAUCAUUCCAAAAUCACAUUGGACACCAAGAAUGUCUUCAUAGAGUGUACUGCUACUGAUCUUACUAAGGCGAUAAUAGUACUUGACACGAUCGUGUGCAUGUUCUCGAAGUACUGCAGCGUCCCGUACGAGGUGCAGCAGUGCAAGGUGUUCGCGCCGGACGGCACCUACGAGCUGUACCCCAAGCUGGAGUAUAGAGAGGAGCUCAUCAAUGUCGACAAAGCUAACAGCUACAUCGGCAUCAGGGCCCCAGCGGACGAAAUAGCGUCGCUGUUAUCGCGCAUGUGCCUGCCGAGCGCGGCGGCGGCGGAGCCGGAGCGCGUGCGCGUGCGCGUGCGCGUGCCGCCCACCCGGCACGACGUGCUGCACGCUUGCGACCUCUACGAGGACAUCGCUAUUGCUUACGGUUACAACCGCAUCGCGCGUUGCGCGCCGACGCUCGCGUGCGCGGGCGGACAGACGCCGCUCAACAAGCUGACGGAGCAGCUGCGGGCCGAGUGCGCGCGCGCGGGCUUCACGGAGGGGCUCACUUUCACGUUGUGUUCGCGCGAGGACAUAUCGACCAAGUUGGGGCGAGAUAUAUCGGAGGUGCCAGCGGUCCAUAUCUCCAACCCCAAGACCCUGGAGUUCCAGGUGGUGCGCACCACUCUCCUCCCUGGCCUGCUGAAGACGGUGGCUGCCAAUAAGAAAAUGCCGCUGCCGCUGAAGCUGUUCGAAGUCAGCGACGUGGUUUUAGCUGAUGACUCCGCAGAAACGGGCGCGCGCAACAGACGGCGGCUGUGCGCCGUGUACUGCGGCAAGUCGGCCGGCUUCCAGCUGGUGCACGGGCUGCUGGACCGCCUCAUGCUGCAGCUGCGCGUGUCCGCCGCCGACUACCGGCUGCACCAGUGCUCAGACCCGGCGUUCUUCCCGGGGCGCUGCGCGGAGGUGCGAUGGCGCCAGCGCGCGCUGGGCCGCCUGGGCGUGCUGCACCCGGCCGCGCUGGCCGCCUUCGACCUCGCGCAGCCUUGCUCCGCGCUCGAGAUCGACCUGCAGCCCUUCCUAUAGCUCCACGGACCCAGAUCCGGCUGUGAACGAACACUUUAUGCCACAGUAUAAUGCUAUUCUAUAUAGUUUUAUAAUCAUUAAAAAAUAAAUGUGAAAUUUAUUUUUUUGCCAUCAAACUACAAUAUAACGAACUAUUCCGGUCUGAUCUAUAAGAACCCUUGGAGAUCAGAUAUAUUUUGGUUGUUUCGUAUUCCAUUCAGAUCCCCUAACCUUUAAACAACCUCUUUUCUUUCUAAAAAUAAAAUAGGCGUUGAGACAUCUUCUGUACUUUUUCUCGUUCUAUUUGCUAAAACUCUUCUCAGUAAUGUGCAAAAGUGCCUAGUAAUUUGAUUUAGAAUAAUUGUCUCUCUAUAAAAAGAGACAAAAUUACUAUAAAACUCUUGUCUAGUUUCCCUAGUACUUUGUUUACACAUUGUAAUAAUCCGUUAUUACUUAACUCCUGUAGAUUUGUUUGCGUGCGAUUUUUCGUAUUUUAGUUAGUAUAAGUGAAUAAUGGUAUUAGUAUAUAAUAACGUUGUAAUGAUUUGAUAUUUUAAUAGAAAUAAAAAUAAUUUUUACACUGACAA